Messenger RNA from Fomitopsis serialis, 1266 nucleotides. RefSeq lists its product as uncharacterized. The transcript has 6 exons. Lineage: Eukaryota; Fungi; Basidiomycota; Agaricomycetes; Polyporales; Fomitopsidaceae. The record is from RefSeq and is a predicted model, not a curated record. Bases 1 to 1020 code for a protein of 339 amino acids.
AUGCGCUCCGUCUUCCUCGCGCUCCUCGUGGCGUUCUUCGCUACCGGCGUGGCCGCACAUGUUGCGCGCUCCAACUCGUUGCGCGACGAGAAGCUCACGUUCAAUCCGACGAACGUCCAUGUCAAGCGUCUGGCACAUACGCCUCGCACACUGACUAACGCCCAGCGUCUUGCGCGUGGUCUCAAUCCCGCGCGCCCUCAGCUCCGCUCCAGUCGGCGCCUGGCGGGCCGUGGUGGACCUUCGUUGACACCUACCACUACCAGUACUAGCACCGACACCCCUACCGGCACGGACACCACUACCAGCACGGAUACCCCUACCAGCACGGACACCGCCACCAGCACCGACACUCCCACUACUACCAGUACCGAUACCACGACCAGCACUGAUACCGCCACGAGCACCAGUCCCACUCCGACGCCGACGUGCACGGCUCACACCGGUGUACUCGAGCUGACCGGUGGGUCGUACAACGGUUACGUGUCUUCCGAGACGAACAGCUUCGGCGAGUACUCGGUGACGACCGACGCGUCGGAGGCCCUCCAGGUGCAGUACCAGGAGUGCGACGGUGCCGUUAGUUACGGCCCGAUAAACUUCAAGACUCUUAACGGCCUCUCGACCUACCCGUACCUUGGUGGCAUCGUCGGGUUCUCAAGCUCCUCGGACAACUUGGCUUCCAACUCGCCGAAUUACGUGUACCUCGGUGGUACCCAGGAGUCGGCUGCGGGCGCGCCCCCGCAGAGAGGCGCUAACUCGUUCUCAGCUGCGUCGGGCACGGCUAAGGACUAUGAAAGUGCGAUCUGGUCGGUCGACCCGACCACGGGCGCGUUCACCGCGCAUUGGGUGAACACUGACGGCACCUCCUCUGCGCCCACGAUAAUGGUCGUCCAAGACGCGAUCGUCCUGACCGACGACACGUUCCGUUUCAUUCAAACGUACGGCGACGCAGUGAUCGUGAGCCUCACUUUCGCCGAGUCAUCGAGCGCUGCCGUGCCUCCACAAGCCACGUCGUCGGCGUGAGGGCUGUUCGCAGUCUCUCAUCGGACCGUUAUCAGUUUGUAGACCGCAAGUUGCGGUCACUGACAUGUCACCAUCUCGUUGCCUUUGACAUCAGACUUAGCAUGUUCCUCGGACCAUUGAUCUAUCUCAUGAGUAGUACUUAAUGUGAAAGCCUCAUGUGCCACCCGUGUUGUACAUUUGAACGUCGGCAGUCGUUCAUGAGUCGUCGGUCAAUAACCAUGCAUCACGGUGUCGUGGUUUCCUAAC